UGGGCAGCCGUCACACGCGUUAGUCGCCCAUCGCAACCGCGCUACACGCUGUUAUGCCACGCGAUCCGCGAUGUUAUUUCCAACGUGUGAAUAUUUAUGACGCGAUCAACCAUUACGCCUCAUCAUAAAUGGCACUGCAGAAUUCGAUGCCUCGCAUAUCGCAAACAUUCAUAAAAUGCCAAUAAUACAAACUAUUGUGAAAAAACUUGAUCUUCGAAGUUUUAGUCAUUUAAUAGUGUAUGUGCUGUUGUAUUACUAUGUCGUCGAAAGGAGUUCAGCGUCCGAAAUGCCACACGAGUGCGCCUACCGCAGUUCCGAAACGGAAACGUCGGAAAAUGCGGUGUUAUUUUGCAAGAUUCGAACGAUAAGUAGUUUGGAUCACCUGCUACAAAACAUCAGUCGAACCUAUCUGGACGAUGUCAUUUCGUUACACGUUCAGUGUAGUGAAAUACUCUUCUUCGAAAGUACGCUCUCAACCCACUCCGAUAAGGCAUCUGGAAAAAAUUCUAAUCUUGGAAAGCUAAGGAAUCUCAUAGUAGACAAAUGUAAAAUACGUCAGAUCCCCGCGAGAGCCUUUGAAAAUUUCAAAGACCUUAAACGACUACACGUGACAACGCACAACAGUGAAUGGUCUGCGAUGACUAUGGAGUUACAUGAACAAGCAUUUAUGGGUUUAAGUGAGUUGAUUGAAUUAGAUUUAAGUGACAAUAAUAUUUGGAGCACGAAAACGGAUACGUUUUGCUCUCUGUACAGUUUGAAAACUCUGAACUUUACCAAAAAUCAUUUGCAGAAUAUAAAGACAUUAGGCUUUUCAGACUCUUUACGUGAACAAAAUUUAAGUGUGAAAAGUUGUAAUUUAGUUUUAGAAACCCUUGAUAUGUCAUUCAACGAUUUGAUUGUUGUACCAGAUUAUAGUUUGUCAAAGUUAAGAUCUUUAUCAAAGUUGUAUUUGCAAAAUAAUGCUAUAUCCACUUUAGAAGAUGAGGCAUUUAAAGGUUUAAUAAGUUUAGAGGUUCUCAAUUUAUCCAACAAUUUUUUAAGCAGCGUUUCGAUAGAUAUUUUCACGGAUACGAAGCAUUUAAAAGAAAUUAAUUUGAGCAACAAUACCCUUAAUGUUUUGCAACCAGGAUUGUUUUCGGAUAUGGAACAACUUCAAAUACUGGAUUUGUCUCAUAACGAAUUAACUAGUCAGUGGAUAAAUAAGGGUAUAUUCAUAGGUUUAUUGCGUAUGGUUAUUUUAAAUGUUUCUUAUAAUAAAUUAAAUAAGAUUGAUCGUUAUACGUUUCAGGAUUUGUAUAGUUUGCAAAAGUUAAAUUUGGAACAUAAUGAUAUAGUAUCAAUUGACGAACAUUCUUUUGAAGAGUUGCGAAAUUUACAUUCUCUAACGCUAUCACACAAUAAACUUUUUCAUAUUCACACUCACUUAUUUACUGAUCUGCAUGUGUUGCACGAGUUGUUUCUAGAUAACAAUAAAAUUAAGCACAUAGACGAGAAUGCAUUUGAUAACAUAACAACAAUAGAGGAUUUGAGUUUGAACGAUAACGUGCUAUCAUCAAUUCCUGUUUCGAUUCGUAAAUUGCGUUCUUUGAGGUCCCUAGAUAUCGGUAAUAAUAAUAUAACACAUCUGAGUCGAGAGAAUUUUCACGGCUUGAAUGAACUUUUCGGUUUACGACUCGUUGACAAUAAAGUGACGAGUCUUAAUGAAAAUACUUUCGAGCAUUUGCCACAACUGCAGGUACUAAAUUUAGCAUCGAACAAAAUUAAAUUCGUAGCUCAAGGGUGUUUUCGUAAAAACGUAAAUUUAAAGUUACUACGCAUGGAUGGAAACGAUAUUACAGAAAUCGAUGGUAUUUUUAAUACAUUAAACAGUCUAGUAUGGUUAAAUAUAUCGGCUAAUCAAAUAUCGUCAUUUGACUUUUCGCAUUUUCCAAGUAGCCUAGAGUGGUUAGACUUGCAUAUGAACUCGAUAAAUAGUUUCUUCAACAACGACAUGUUUUCAAAUACAAAUAUAAAAUUAUUAGAUUUAAGUUACAAUAACAUAACUCAAAUUACAGUAACCUCUAUACCAAAAACAGUGGAAAAGCUUUAUUUGAACGAUAAUAACAUUAACCAUAUUCAAGUAGGUUCUUUUUCGAAAUUACGAAAGCUGUCAACUGUAACGUUAAAUAAUAAUAAACUUAUACAAUUUGACAUAAAUGCUUUCAGGUUAGAUCAAAUAGAUGACGAUAGCGACUUGCCCGAGUUCUUUAUAAGUGGAAACCCAUUUGUUUGUGACUGUUCAAUGGAAUGGAUUCAACGCAUCAAUUAUUUGAGUCACAGUCGACAAUACCCACGUGUGUUGGAUCUUGAUAAAGCCUUUUGUUCGUUGGUACAUUCGCGCGCAAAAGAAAAAAAGGUGAUAAUAGAUAUGUCACCCUCGGACUUUCUCUGUCCAUAUGAAAGUCAUUGUUUCGCUCUAUGUCAUUGUUGUGACUUUGUGGCUUGCGAUUGUGAAAUGAUUUGUCCCAAUAACUGUAAAUGCUAUCAUGAUAUCACGUGGAAUGCAAAUGUCGUUGAUUGUUCCAACGCGGGCUACACCCAAGUACCAGAUAGAAUACCUAUGGAUGCAACAGAAAUAUAUUUAGAUGGAAAUCAUAUACAGAAUUUAGGGAACCACGUGUUUAUUGGUAAAAAGAAAUUACAGGUUUUAUAUUUAAAUAACACAGAACUGAAGGAAGUUAACAAUCAAACUUUUAAGGGAAUUGAUUCCUUGACUGUUUUACAUUUGGAAAAUAAUAAGUUAGUUGAGCUCAAAGGCGACGAAUUCGUUCAUUUAAAUAAUUUAAAUGAGUUAUAUUUAGAUCACAACGCAAUAGAACACGUGGCCAGUAAUACAUUUUCUUCUUUAAAUUCGCUCUCUGUACUUAAAAUCGAUGAUAAUAAACUUAUCAACUUUUUUCCUUGGAAAUUGUUAGCAUCCUCAUCUAAGGCUAUUGCUCACGUUUCAAUCGAAGGAAAUCGAUAUUCUUGCGAUUGCAAAAGUAUAGCUGAAUUGGAUUCGUGGCUACGUAAGGACCCCGGUGAUCCUGAAAAAAUGCUGUGCAGUGAUAGUCAAGGAAAUCCUACGAAAAUCACUAUCGCUUCCGUUUUAAGCCAUUGCAAAGAAUAUAUGGGAUCUGUAAACGACCCAACUAUUUUGAAAGAUGAAAUUGUAUCAAAAUCAGUUUUUCUACCCGAUAGCUAUUUUGCGAUCGCUUGCGGUAUAAUAAUAAUAAUUGUAUUGAUUUGCUUAAUAGGUGCUAUCUUCUAUGCUUUUAGAUACGACGUAAGUGACUGGCUCUACACUAAGUAUGGUGUCCCAUUAUUUAAAGAACAAACGUGCCCCAAUGUCGAGCAUAUUUUAGAAGGUCACUCUAAUCACAUGUAUGAAUAUUAUGUGAUAUGUAAUACCAAAGAUACUAGUUUUGUACAUCAUAAUAUUAUGUCAGAAAUAGAAUUUAGAAAAAUGUCAGCAAGAAGGCUUUCAAUGAAUGAGGCUACACUGAAUAUUUUAACAUUAGAUAGCUUUUCAAAAUGCUCGAAAUUAUCCAAACGUCUUCUCAUUGUCUUAACAACGAAUUUCAUCUGUAACGAUUUAUGCGACAUUCAUUUUAAAAACAUGUUUUAUAGUUACUUAAAGUCAUUGAACAGAAGCGAAAUAAAUAAAAUUAUAUUCAUAAAAAUAGUGGAUAAUAAUCAAAUAAACGACGAACUUGGUUUUGUGUUAGACAAGUUUAAAAAUAUAUCGUGGAAUGAUCCUCGUUUUUGGGAUAAAUUCGUGGCUUUAUUGAAUUCGACGGACACUAUUAUAACGGUAAAAGGAUCAGAGAAGAGCGUAUUUAAGAAGUCAUUACGCAAGACCCCAACAUUGAGGUACACGACAAUGCCUGUCUCAAACGAUAGUUGCUCAAAGCAGAAUUUCACGAAUUCUUUACAAUUCUCUAAGAGAAACCAGGACGAGUCUUCACAUAAUGAAAGCUCGCCUUCAUCUGACAACAUGUACGGGGAAGGGAACAAUUCGAACAAUAGUUACAUGUCGAUCGACAACAGGACGUGUCCUCGGUUUAAUUAUGAGCUCAGGAAAUCCCCUAGCAGUGGUCAUGUCUACUCUAGGGUGGAAGAUAUUUCUCCAACCAUACCCCGCUCUAUUACGAGCAAUACUUCUGCUAACGGGCGUACUUACUACGUUUGAUCGAUAAUGCUUACUUUCAAGUAUUUUAUUACUUAUUCUUCUAUUGUUAUGCACUUAUUCAAAAUAUUUGUCCUCCAUUCACACUUAUCACACAAAAUGUACAUAAUCUGCUUCUACCAUAAACAUUUGUCAAUUUUAUAAUACGUAAUGCAUGUUGGAUGCAGAGCAAUUUUGAAGUAAGUAAAGAAACAAUAUCCUGUACAAAAUCCAAGUGGAAAUGUUAAGUCUGAUAAGAAACACUAUUCGAAAUGUAUUAUUAUUAUUGUGGAUCAUGUUCACAUACACACUGUAAAAGAACACCAAGUUGGUUAAGAUAAUUCGUAUUAGUAAUUAACGAUAAAUAUUUGUAAUUGAUUCAUGAUAUGUAUGACAAUUAUAUGCUUUUAUCUUUUAAUGCUUCGUUUGAUAUAUUUUAAAAACUAAUAAUAUAAUAUUAUAUUCUUAUUUAAAAUUAAAAAAAAGAUAAUAUAUUUUAUUACGAAAACAACUAUUACCAUACUUUCUUUUUUGAUAAUUGAAAAAUUAUAACUUUCCGUGUUUUAUGGUUUUUAUUUGAUGUUACAUUAAAUGUAUUAUUUUAUCCUGUGCUUAAAUAGAUGUAAGUCAUAUUUAAAUGUAUAUAGAGGAUAUGUUUGCAAUGUUAUUGUUUAUAUUGGUGGUCGUUUGCUUAACUUUAUUAAUGUUUAACUA
Zerene cesonia (dogface butterfly) is the source of this 4900-nucleotide messenger RNA. Its product is annotated as toll-like receptor 6. The transcript has a single exon. The record is from RefSeq and is a predicted model, not a curated record. Gene Ontology annotation, cellular component: extracellular matrix. The coding region runs from base 176 to 4210 and encodes 1344 amino acids. Gene Ontology annotation, molecular function: protein binding. NCBI's taxonomy places the organism in Eukaryota, Metazoa, Arthropoda, Insecta, Lepidoptera, Pieridae.